This is a messenger RNA of Phytophthora nicotianae INRA-310, 322 nucleotides long. RefSeq lists its product as hypothetical. Bases 1 to 318 code for a protein of 105 amino acids. NCBI's taxonomy places the organism in Eukaryota, Oomycota, Peronosporomycetes, Peronosporales, Peronosporaceae. The record is from RefSeq and is a predicted model, not a curated record. The transcript has a single exon.
AUGAAGAAUAGUCCGGAAAUAGCCACUGCGUUUAAGAACCCGAAGGUCAAUGAGGUGUUCACGGAAGUGGCUAAGAAGCCAGGUAUAUUCACAAGGAUUCUCUCGAAAAUUCCAGUGCUGAAUACCUUUGCGUCGCGGUUACGAGGGAAACGUGUUCAAUUUACUUCGAGACAAGUCACGAAUGUUGGGCAUCUCGCGGUUACAUCGAGCUCGUCGGGAACUUUCGCGCGUAUGUGGGUAAAAUACGGCGCUGCUUUCCUCUUCGUCGUCGGGAUCGUCUUCUUGGCCACUGUUGUGUAUAAGGGAGUGACCCCUUGAGUGG